GGUGCAUUGUGGGGUGGGGCCUGCGGGAGCUGCCACCGGGAGCGCCGCCGGGAUGAUGCCAACACCAGUGAUCCUGCUGAAGGAGGGGACGGACACCUCGCAGGGCAUCCCCCAGCUGGUCAGCAACAUCAAUGCCUGCCAGGUGAUCGCCGAGGCCGUGCGCACCACCCUGGGGCCUCGGGGCAUGGACAAGCUCAUCGUGGAUGACCGGGGCAAAGCCACCAUCUCCAAUGAUGGUGCCACCAUCCUGAAGCUCCUCGAUGUUGUCCAUCCAGCUGCCAAGACCUUGGUGGACAUCGCCAAAUCACAGGAUGCAGAGGUUGGUGAUGGGACCACGUCUGUAACUCUGCUGGCUGCCGAGUUCCUGAAGCAGGUGAAGCCCUACGUGGAGGAAGGUCUCCAUCCUCAGAUCAUCAUCCGUGCCUUCCGCACAGCAACCCAGCUGGCUGUAAACAAGAUCAAAGACAUUGCUGUCUCAGUGAAGAAGGAAGAUAAAGAUGAGCAGAGAAGCCUGCUGGAGAAGUGUGCAGCCACAGCCCUGAGCUCUAAGCUGAUAUCCCAGAGCAAGGAGUUUUUCUCCAAGAUGGUGGUGGAUGCUGUCAUGAUGUUAGAUGACUUGUUACAACUCAAAAUGAUUGGGAUCAAGAAGGUGCAAGGAGGUGCUCUGGAAGACUCCCAGCUGGUGGCCGGGGUUGCCUUUAAGAAGACGUUCUCUUACGCCGGGUUUGAAAUGCAGCCCAAGAAGUACCAGUCUCCCAAGAUUGCCCUGCUGAACGUGGAGCUGGAGCUCAAGGCUGAGAAGGACAAUGCUGAAGUCAGAGUAAACACGGUGGAGGACUACCAGGCCAUCGUGGAUGCCGAGUGGAACAUCUUGUAUGACAAACUAGACAAAAUCCACAAGUCAGGAGCCAAGGUUGUCCUUUCCAAACUUCCUAUUGGUGAUGUGGCUACUCAGUACUUUGCAGACAGAGACAUGUUCUGUGCCGGCCGCGUCCCGGAGGAGGAUCUCAAGCGCACCAUGAUGGCCUGUGGUGGCUCCAUUCAGACCAGUGUCAACGCCCUGUCGGAUGAUGUUCUGGGCCGCUGUGAGCUCUUUGAGGAGACUCAGAUUGGAGGGGAGAGGUACAACUUCUUCACAGGCUGCCCAAAGGCCAAGACCUGCACCAUCAUCCUGCGUGGGGGCGCCGAGCAGUUCAUGGAGGAGACGGAGCGUUCCCUGCACGAUGCCAUCAUGAUCGUCAGGAGAGCGAUCAAGAACGACUCGGUGGUUGCCGGUGGUGGCGCGAUAGAGAUGGAGCUUUCCAAGUACCUCCGGGACUAUUCCAGGACCAUUCCAGGCAAGCAGCAGCUGCUGAUAGGUGCUUAUGCUAAAGCCCUGGAGAUCAUUCCCCGCCAGCUCUGCGACAACGCCGGCUUUGAUGCCACCAACAUCCUGAACAAGCUCCGAGCCAAGCACGCGCAGGGUGGGAUGUGGUACGGCGUGGACGUCAACAACGAGGACAUCGCCGACAACUUCGAGGCCUGCGUGUGGGAGCCGGCCGUGGUGCGCGUCAACGCGCUGACCGCCGCCUCCGAGGCCGCCUGCCUCAUCGUCUCGGUGGACGAGACCAUCAAGAACCCCCGGUCCACUGUGGAUGCUGCUCCCGGCGCCCGGGGACGGGGCCGACCCCGACCCCACAACCACUGAGCCCCCCACCAGGGUGGGCCUUGGGUGCUCUGCCAGGGGAAACGGAGUUGAUGUCUCGCUUCGUUAACGAGCCGUCGGCCAGGCGGUGGUUGCCGGGGCUCGCGGGCAGCCCCUGGCCUUGUGUCAUUGAAGAGUCAAGUCUUGGCCUGGGCAGCAGCCUCCUGGGAGCUGCCCUGCCCCAACAUGUCCUACCACAGCACUGAUCCCCUGAGGCUCACCUCAUCCUUCCACGUGGGAACAGCAUGGAGCAGAGUCCUCUUCAGCACUGGCAGGGAGUGCAGCCAGCCUGGCCUUUCUUGGUAUUUAUACUAUUUUUUUCUUUUUUUUUUUUUUUUUGGUCUUUCUGCUGGGGGUUUUUGACCCAGGCUCAAACACAAUAAAGACAGGUUGGUGUUUAAGUGGCA
Messenger RNA from Apus apus (common swift), 2091 nucleotides. It is a transcript of the gene CCT7, whose product is annotated as chaperonin containing TCP1 subunit 7. Gene Ontology annotation, molecular function: ATP-dependent protein folding chaperone; ATP binding; ATP hydrolysis activity. Lineage: Eukaryota; Metazoa; Chordata; Aves; Apodiformes; Apodidae. The transcript has 12 exons. Gene Ontology annotation, cellular component: chaperonin-containing T-complex. The coding region runs from base 53 to 1687 and encodes 544 amino acids. Gene Ontology annotation, biological process: protein folding. The record is from RefSeq and is a predicted model, not a curated record.